This is a messenger RNA of Acipenser ruthenus (sterlet), 4210 nucleotides long. RefSeq names its product epithelial splicing regulatory protein 2 (gene esrp2). Gene Ontology annotation, biological process: regulation of RNA splicing. The transcript is spliced from 16 exons. Gene Ontology annotation, molecular function: mRNA binding. The coding region runs from base 335 to 2563 and encodes 742 amino acids. The record is from RefSeq and is a predicted model, not a curated record. Lineage: Eukaryota; Metazoa; Chordata; Actinopteri; Acipenseriformes; Acipenseridae. Gene Ontology annotation, cellular component: ribonucleoprotein complex; nucleoplasm.
AGAGAAAAAAAAUCCUCAGCGCUUGUCAUGGUGUUAGAGUGAAAGGGACCCGAAUGUGUGUUUUUUUUUUUUUUUGGUUCAUUUACCAGUCAGACCAGAAACUCGGGAAAAGGAACACGCACAUGAGUUUGGACCAGGUAGAACAUUCGGUCUCGCACUCUUUUCGUAUUCUGUUUGAGAACUCUUCUUUUGGUUUUACAUUUAAUUUCUAGAUUUUUCCACCCCCCUUCCCCCGUUCCCCCUUAUCACUUGGAAAAAAGGUGACCCUCGUGUUAUUUUUUUUGUUUGGUCUGUGCCUGUGAUUGUAGUUUUCUGCCCCUUGUGGUCCCCCCUGAUGGCUUCGCACAAUGAUACUGUGGUGGUGUUGUUUGGGGCAACAGCUGGUGCAAAUGGGGUUAAACUGGGUUCGGAUGAGAGGGAAUUAAUUCUCUUGGUGUGGCAAAUUGUGGAUCUGCAGAACAAAAAGGUGGGGAAAUUACACAGGUGCCUUGUAAAACCCGACAGUCUGGAACUAACAGAGCAGUGUAAAGAAGACACGGCUCUGAAUUUGGAUGACAUUUCUAAAGCCGAGCCUUUAGACGACGUUCUGCAACAGUUUCACCAGUCCGUGUCGAGCGAGCUGAAGCUCCUGGGUAGGAGCUCCUUUACACUCUGCACAGACGGGCCCUUGCUUAUCAGACAGGUCUUCCAUCCAGAGGCCUCCAACAAGAAUCUGGUCCUGCCAGAUUGUUUUUAUUCCUUUGUUGACCUGCGGAAGGAGCUUCACAAAUGUUGUCCCAACUCCGGCUCUGCACAGGAUCACACCCUUUCCUCCAUGGCAGAAUAUUUAAACAUCCCUACAGAAAACACAGAGACAAGCGCAGGGGUCUGGGAGGUGAAAACUAUGGCAGCAGUCGUUUUACGACUUCUUUCUGAACCACACAAUCACAAAUUCACAGACUUUGAGACCGUGAAGUGCAAGUUUGAAACCGGCGCCUGCAGGAAGUCGGAGGCUGUGGACAGCGAGACAGUGAUCCGAGCCAGGGGACUCCCGUGGCAGUCUUCAGACCAGGACAUUGCCAGGUUCUUCAAAGGGCUCAACAUCGCCAAGGGCGGGGUGGCGCUGUGCCUCAAUGCACAGGGCAGGCGGAACGGAGAGGCACUUGUUCGGUUUGUCAGUCCGGAGCACAGAGACCUGGCCCUGGAGAGACACAAGCAUCACAUGGGCAGCCGGUAUAUAGAGGUUUAUAAAGCUACAGGAGAGGAAUUUCUGAAAAUAGCAGGUGGCACUUCCAAUGAAGUCGCCCAGUUCCUGUCAAAGGAGAACCAGGUGAUCAUCCGCAUGCGCGGGCUGCCCUUCACCGCCACCGCGGAGGAGGUGCUCAGCUUCCUGGGUCCAGACUGCCCUGUGACGGACGACAAGGAGGGGCUGCUCUUCGUCAAGUACCCUGAUGGGAGGCCCACGGGGGACGCCUUUGUGCUGUUUGCCUGCGAGGAGUAUGCUCAGAACGCCAUCAAGAAGCACAGGGAGAUCCUGGGCAAGCGCUACAUAGAGCUGUUCCGCAGCACUGCGGCAGAGGUGCAGCAGGUGUUGAACCGGUACAUGUCCACACCUCUGAUCUCCACACUGCCACCCCCCAUGCUGCCGGUGAUCCCCCAGCCCUUCAUCAUGACGGGGCCGGCACGGGACUGCGUGCGGCUCAGGGGCCUCCCCUACACCGCCACCAUCGAGGACAUCCUGGAGUUCAUGGCCGAGUUCACAGUGGACAUCAAGCCCCACGGCGUCCACAUGGUCCUCAACCAGCAGGGUCGCCCAUCCGGGGAUGCCUUCAUUCAGAUGAACUCCGCGGAGCGCUCCUUCCUGGUGGCUCAGAAGUGCCACAAAAAGAUGAUGAAGGACCGCUACGUGGAGGUGUUCCAGUGCUCCGGGGAGGAGAUGAGUUUUGUUUUAAUGGGUGGCACUUUAAACCGUAGUGGCUUGUCCCCACCGCCAUGCCUCUCCCCCCCUGGCUACGCUUUCCAGACCGCUGCCGCAGUGAUCCCCGAAGCAGCUCUUUACCAGCCUCAAGCCCUGCUGGCCUCUCCCAGGACCCCCCAGCACCCUGCCCCCGCAGCGCCCCCUGCUAUCACUUACUACUCUACGCAGGCCCACGCGCACGCCCACGCCCAGGCCCAGGCCCAGGCCCAGGCACAGGCCCAGCUCUACAUGAACAUGAGCAUGAACAUGAACUACACUGCAUACUACCCGAGCCCCCCUGUCUCUCCCACCACCGUGGGUUACUUUGCUGGUCCACACGGCUCCAUGGUUGCUGCCCAGGCCUCCCCCAGCGCCAUGCUGCCCCAGCCGGGAGCCCUGGUACGAAUGCAGGGGCUUCCCUACAACACCGGCGUCAAGGAGAUCCUCAGCUUCUUCCAGGGAUACCAGCUCCACCCAGACUCUGUUCUCGUGCUUUACAACUUCAGCGGCCAGUGCAGCGGGGAGGCGUUGGUGACUUUUCCGAAUGUUGACACGGCGAAGCAAGCCGUGGCCGAGAGAUCGGAGCGGACCCUGGCAGGUCGCUACAUCAACCUCUUUGUGGUGUAAUCUGAGGAGGAGGAGGAGGGGGGGCAAGCGAAAGGGCUGACAAAAUGGAGCACUGUGUAAUGGAUUUUCUUUUUUUUUUUUUUGAUUUCCUCAAAGUGCCUUGGAAUCUGGGGACUUCUGUUCAGAUUUCUUACUUAAAUGGUUUUUUUAGCAGUAGAAGAGAUGAGAAAAAAAUGUACAAUAAAUAAAUCUCAGGUAGCUGCUGUCUUGGUGCAUGGUGCACUGACCACUGCACUGCAGCCUGGUGCCAGACAUGUUCACACCAAACCAGCAUGUGUUUGUGUUCAUGACUGGGCCUGCGCUUGACGCUGGGAGGCUGGGUGGUAAUGAUUAGAACUAAUAUAAUGAGAGAUCCUGCUCUAGUUAAAGCAGAAACCUAAACCUGAUCAAAGGAGAGCCACUCUGUGUGCAGCACAUAUUGAUUUGUAUUUUUUAUUUUUUUUUGCAAAGCAGUUGGGAGCCCAGCAGAAUCUUUGUUUAAAAACACAAAGGAGUUGUCAGAACAAAAUGUCAAUGAAACCAUUUCUAAUGUCCACAAAGAAAAUGUUGGGCUGUUCCGGUCAAUCAUCUAAAGUGCUGGUGUGCGUCACUGCCAUAAUGCCAUAACAAAGCUUCUACUUCACCUGCCAACCUGAGUUCAUGACCAAAGAUCCUGAAAAGUGGCACAAAAAAAAUGAAUUAAAAAAAAAAAAAAAAAAAGAUUAUAUAUACUUUUUAUAAGUUGUAUUUUAUUUAAGAAUAUGAUCUUUAAAACCAAUAGUAGGCAAUGUUAGUUUGGGCCACAUUUAAAAUAAACUAAUACCUUUUAUUUUAAAGCAAUUAUUUUGAAACUGAAUUUUUUGCCUUUGUCUACUACUUAAAGCAAUGGGUGGGUGCCCUGCAGUGCUUCAGGAAUCUGAAGAGUACUCCUGGAGAGUAUGUUACCGUUUUAUUUUGCCCCCUCCACCAGCCCCCCUGCCACCAUACAGUUUCAGGGUGCAUUAUUCCUUAUUCCUCUUUGUCUUUAGUUUUGAUAUUUUUUAGAGACGCCACUGCAGUCUUUUUUCCAGAUUGUAGUCUCUCUCUCUCUCUGGAUCAAGUGUCGUGGUUCCUCUACUGCCCUCUAGUGUAGGAGAAUUGGAAUUGCCCACCCAACCCAGCAGCACCAACAGUUGCUCUGGGAGAGCCUACCUGUACUUGCUGUUCCAAAUCUCAAUCCAAUAAAACACUUCUUGGUGUGUGUUCUGUACACAGAACUGUUUUUGCUGUUGAUUUACUUUGUGGUCUGUAAUGUGCAUGCAAAGUGUUCACACUGUUAAGCCGAGUCUGUGUAUUCCUGAAGGGGGAGGUGCCUGUUUUCAGUUAUUGUGCCUGCUGGAGCAUGCCUAAUGUAGAUUGUUUCUUGUAUAUGUCUAUAAGCUGUAUGAAUGUGUGUUUUACAUGAUCUGGUUCCAUGUGUGAAUGGCCUCUGCAGUCUGAGCACUCAUCCCUCAUGCCUUAAUUAAACACAGUGCAAUACCAGCAGAACAAAGUGGAAAAGAUCCUUGUUGGAGGUUAAGAGCUGUAUAUUUUGUUACUUUUUUUUUUGUUUUAAUACAAGUUUGAAACUUGAUGGAUUUAGAAAGAUAUGUAUGCAUCUUAUAUUAAUAAAACAAUAAAUGAAAAAGA